UCCAGGUUGCAAGAGGAGAUGCUGCAGCGGGAGGAGGCCGAGAACACCCUGCAGUCCUUCAGACAGGAUGUUGACAAUGCUUCUCUGGCACGUCUUGAUCUUGAGCGCAAAGUUGAGUCCCUGCAAGAGGAGAUUGUCUUCUUGAAGAAGCUUCAUGAUGAGGAAAUCCGAGAACUGCAGGCCCAACUCCAGGAACAGCACAUCCAGAUUGAUAUGGAUGUAUCUAAGCCUGAUCUUACUGCUGCCCUGCGUGACGUUCGCCAACAGUAUGAAAGCGUUGCUGCUAAGAAUCUUCAGGAAGCUGAAGAGUGGUACAAGUCCAAAUUUGCAGAUCUCUCCGAAGCUGCUAAUAGGAACAACGAUGCCCUGCGCCAGGCCAAACAAGAAGCUAACGAAUACCGCAGACAGAUUCAGUCUCUCACCUGCGAAGUUGAUGCCCUUAAGGGAAGCAAUGAAUCCCUGGAGCGCCAAAUGCGUGAAAUGGAGGAGAAUUUUGCUGUUGAAGCUGCUAACUACCAAGACACUAUUGGCCGUCUGCAGGAUGAGAUUCAGAACAUGAAGGAAGAAAUGGCUCGCCAUCUCCGUGAGUACCAGGACCUGCUGAAUGUAAAGAUGGCUCUUGAUAUUGAGAUUGCCACCUACAGAAAACUGCUGGAGGGUGAAGAAAGCAGGAUUAAUAUGCCUAUUCCAACCUUUGCUUCUCUGAACCUGAGAGAAACCAACAUUGAGUCUCAGCCAAUGGUUGACACUCACUCAAAGAGGACACUUCUAAUUAAGACCGUCGAAACUAGAGAUGGACAGGUUAUUAAUGAAACGUCCCAGCAUCAUGAUGACUUGGAGUAAAGCUGAAGUGAAGUUGCGUACUUAUUAAUGCAGGAGAAAUUCUUACCAGCAAGGUUUAAAAAGUCCAUGACUUAAAGGAAGAAACAGCUUUCAAGUGCCUUUCUGCAGUUUUUCCAUGAGCGCAAGAUUAUUAUGCUAGGAAAUAGGUCUUAGAUCUUGCAAACUGACUCUCCCUGAAGGAUUAGUUUACAAUGGAGUCUAGUUUACACAUAGCAAUAUCUUGUGCUGCAAUACUGUUUUUAAGUAUCUGAAUUCAAUAAAACUGCUUUUUCCAGCACAGUAUGAGCAACCUGUCGCUACUUCAAUAAAUCUUUGGAAAAUGGCUCCUGAUGUGUUCUAAUUUGUUAACUGCAUGACUUUCUGGAAAGCCAUAACAACAUAAUGCUGGAAUUACUAUACGGUUGACAUCUCCAGUACUGUUGUGUGGAACGCUGUUUUUUCAGUAUAACUAGAUAAACUUACUCAUUUACUGCUUAGGUUUUGGAACCAACUAAAAUGGACUAUAACUGGCAGAUGCAUAAUGUAUUAUGAUAUUUCUUAUCACUUGAAUAAAAUAUGAUACUUCAAGCUAA
Molecule: messenger RNA, 1415 nt
Organism: Phaethon lepturus (White-tailed tropicbird)
Lineage: Eukaryota; Metazoa; Chordata; Aves; Phaethontiformes; Phaethontidae
Gene: VIM
Product: vimentin
Exons: 8
Biological process (GO): intermediate filament organization
Cellular component (GO): plasma membrane; intermediate filament; axon
Molecular function (GO): structural constituent of cytoskeleton
Source: RefSeq, a predicted model, not a curated record